AACUGUUUGGUUGUCACGAUGGCAAUGAAUGACAUGCGUGUUGAUUUCAAGUUGAUGGAGGGAGAUAUAUCUUCUAAAUAAAUGGACGCUGAGAGGCGAUGAAUUAUAGAGGAUGGGUCGGACAAAACAAUAGAUAAUUAAUCAGCGGAAAAGAAGAAAGUCAGACCGCAACCUUGCACUCUUGGAAUCAUAUCACCGCACGGGCACCUGCUGACUAAACACGCCCUCAGUUUGCAAGGGACCAAAUAUCGGCAUUACUGUGUUGGAAAUCGCCGAAAAUGAAAGCAUUUUUAAAAGGAGGUGAGGGCAUGUUAUGCCCAAUGGGACCUAAAGUGACAACUAUAGGAAGAGAAGGAUGUGAUAUUAUCAUUCAGAUGCCCGGAGUGGACGCUCAGCAUGCUGUUAUAGAAUUUCACGAUCAGGAGGAUUGCUGGGUAAUCCAGGACUUAAACACGGCACAGGGUACAUAUGUGAAUGACUGUCGGAUACAGAACGCCACGGUGCGGGUACAGACCGGCGAUAUUAUCAGAUUCGGUUACAAUGGCACUCCAUAUGAAUUUCAGCAUGAAAACACGAAUACAGAAUGUCCAGAUUUAAAAUCUGAUCCAGUGCAACAUUUUGCUGGGGUGCUGUAUCCCCCCGUGCAGCCCCGCCCAGGGUCGGCCUGGCCCCAGCCAAUCACCAUCUACGACCAGCAGCAGCAACAUCAGCAACAGCUGCACAGCACCACCAACCUGCCGUACCUUGCAACAUCCACAGCACCUCCAGCCUCGGUCACCUGGACAGGGACGACCCAGGUGCCACUGCCCCGCCCCCCACUCAGGUCACGCCCACUGUCAGCGGGGGCGUCGGCUGUAAGACGAGGACCAUGUGACAUGAGGUUCGCGGGCGUGACCGGGCCACCUGUUGGGGGUCCGUUGCCAAGGAGCACUUCAGGGGUGGGAUGGAUGGGGUCCACACAGUCAUCUAUCAACACACAGAGGAUGCAGCAAGCGCCGCCACCAACACCGCAGCAAGCACCCUGUCCUGAUCUGCUACAGCUGAUGCAGGAGAAGGAGCAAAAAAUUCUACAGUUGACAGAAGAAAACAGCCGACUGCGUGUAGGUGAAUUUGACGCCUACCGUAAAGAACAGCUGAUUCAACAGCUGCAACAGGAGAAUGGACAGCUGCAGAAUAAACUUCAUCAAGAGCCGUCCGUCAUCAUGGGCGGAGACGUAGAUGUCACUUCGAAGCUACUGGUGCUAGAGGCGGAGGUGAACGCCCGGAAGGACGAGGUCGCGUCACUCAAGGAACAGCUAAAUAACAUGAAAGGCGAUUCCGGUGAUAGUCACUACCAUCUUAGACAAGAGCUCAACGAGAAGGUGCGGGAACUGAACAAUGUCCGCAAUGAGUUGGAGAGGGUUAAGAAAGACAAAAACAUCACUUCGGGUUUAGUUACACAGAUGCAACGCGACAUGUCGAGUAAAAGAGUCUUUUGUCAAGAGGAGGAUGAGGAGGAGGAGGAUUCAUCGAUCAGCAAACUCACCCGAGAAAUUGAGAUGCUGAAAAAGGAGCUCCGCGACCGAGACGUCCAAGUGACCACGCUGAACAACAGGGUGUCCAAGUUGAAGGACACAUCGACGCCGGUCAGCCGGCCAGGUGAGGACAGAUCAGAUGUCAGGGAGAAGGAGCUGGUCAGCCUCAGACAGAAAUUCAAGGCUUCUGAGAACAAGGUGUCAGAACAACUCAACCUGAUUGGUUCUCUCCGAGAGGAGCUGGACAAGACGAAACAGAUGCUGUUUGAGUCCAAGGACGUCCAUCGUAAACUUCAAGGGGAAGUGGACGCGGCUAAAUCCCAGUUUGUUGACAUGCAGCGGACGGAGAGAGUGGUCAGGGUGGACAUGGAACAGUCUUCCAAGAGGUUGGAGAGGUUCCGGAACCGUGUGAUACAGGUCACGUUCUCCACACCUGGAAUCAAGGCGCCAGAAACUGAGAUCACUGACGAUGAGCUGAUCGAGACGAUGAAGAAACUCAUUGAUGAACGCACAAGUCUGACCAAUAAGAUUAAAGAUCUCAAGGAGCAGGUUCGAGUGGCGAGGAUUGGUUCAAGUGAACUGAUCGCCAAUGGCAACAAGCUUAAGGAAAAGUUGAUGGCUUCAGUGGAUCGCCUGAAGACAGAUGGCCGCCUGUCCGUGUCGUUACGGCAGGAGCUGACGGUGAUCCAGUCUCUGUCGACCGAGGAGGCACUUCUCUGGGUCCGUGAUCUGCUUGUCCGUGUCAUGACGGACGAACAGACGUGGGCGACAGACAUAGAGGAGGCGCUGGAGAAGUGUGGAGCCAACGUCAAACUGACUAAUGAUGCCCCGGGAUCACACAUCCAGAUGCUGUUUGCCAAGUGGGAGUCGGCCAUUGAUGAGAAGGAGCGCCUUGGGACGCAGCUGGCCGAGAUGGAGCAGAGCCACAAGGAGGAGAUGAAGCAGAAGCUAGACGCCCUCAAGGAGGAGAUGGGCAACAGGCUGGUGGAUGCCGUGGAGAAGGCGAGACUCGAGGAGGAAGAGAAAUUGAACCGUGCAAUCGAUAGUAUCACUGCCGUGGAAACCGAGAAAAGAGAAAUUGCUACUGACAUGGAGAAGAAGAAGGUGGAGGAGCUGGAGGCCAGCCUGGAGUCCAUGAGACAGUCUUUGACCUCGAAACAGGAAGAGGACAAGGAUAAACUGGAACAGGCGGCACAGGCGCUGGCCGAGAUGGCCUCCCUCAGGGCGCUGGAGUCCGAGCUCCGGGAACAGAUCGCCAAGCUGGACCAGGAGAAGACGGAGCAGGCUGCCAGGUUGGAGGAGGAGAAGGAGGAGACGAGGCAGAGAGGGCACGAUGAGGCGGAAUCGUUCAAGGAACAAGUUAAACAGCAUGCGGUCACCAUAUGCACGAUGGAGGAGAGGAUCGUGAAGCUGACCAAGAAGAAUAAAGAUUACCAGGACGAGGUAGAACAACUCAAGAAAGUAAUAACAGAAAUUGAACACAGGAUCUCUCAGCACAAACCAAGUCUUCCUCCAAAGCCUAAGGUUGUUAUCCAGAGAAACACGGAAGAACUUGCAGCAAUGGAACACCUUAUAUCUGUCCUCAGGAGGGAAAACGGUGAUCUCAAGAAGCAGUUCACAGAAUCUCAGGACGUGAUCAUGGGUCUUCGGCGCGACCUGGCGGGGGCGUCGGCCCGCCUGUCAGACAUCACCGGGGAGCUGAGUGAGACGCAGAAACAGGAGAUGGAGUACAAGAAGGAGCUGCUGGUGAAGAAGGAGAAGGACCUGACGGAGUCGCGGCAGCAGCUCGCCAAACUGUCGCAGAUUGUCGACAAACAGAAGGAGGAAAUUAAAAAGAUUGAAGAGGAGUUGAGCAAGGAGCAGUCGGUGUCCUCCAAGUUGCGGGCGGGGCUGGAGGAGAGGACGGAGAGGCUGAGGCAGCUUGAGACCCGGCUGAGCGAGGAGAAGGAGGAACAGAAGAAGCAGCUGGAGCUCCUCGACCAGGAGGGUCGCAUCACUUCAGAGUUGUCUGCUCUUGGUUCCCAAUGCCGCGGAGAGCGACACGAGCAGGUCAUCACGAGGCAGAGGGAAGCUCUGGCGGAACUCAGGCAAAGAGUCAAGGUCCUUGAGAGCGUCCGACCACCAUUGCCUUCCCAGGACCAGGCUCUCCAACAAGUGAUCUCACUCAAGAAGGAGUUGGCCGAGAUGAGGGUCAACCAGGCAAUAUCCGAGGACCGUGUCUUGCAGGGCGUGACCUCACUGGACCGCGAGAUCGGCAAGGCUCGGGGCCUCAUCACCCCUGCCAACGUGGAGGCAGACAUGGAGAGAAGUGCCCACAGGGAGACAAUGGAUGCCCUGGAGUGCAGUGAGACGACAUACAUGACGUUGCUGAGGGCGAUGGCGAGCUGUCUGGAGAUGGAGGCUAUCGACGGCCUCCGGCCGAUGGCGCACAUCCCGAGGGAUGAACGCGAACGUCUGACGAUGCAGCGGGAGUCGUCCUGUGAGAUCCUGGCACAGAAAAUAAAUAUCUUGAAGGAAAGGACAGCUCGGAAGGACGACCUCCUGCAAGGUUACGAGCGAGACCUCGCCAAACUCAGGCAAGCUCAGGAAACAGCCUCCAGCAAGACCCAGCAAGUACAUGCAAUGGAGAACGAUAUGCGAAUGCACUCCCAGGAAUCCGAGCUACUACGUGAGUCUCUCAAUCGAACACGAGACAGACUCAACCAAGAAAAACGACUGAAUACAGCUAUAAAACAGAAAAAGACAUUCCAUCUGGAGAAUGAGAGGGCCCACCUCAUGCCUCGACCCGGUUCAGCCAGGAAGACGGAGGAUCACAAGACUCAGGUUCGAAAACGAGCCCAGAAAGAUCUCCUUCAUCGCAAGAACUACGAGAUCUCCAUGUUAAAGCAAGAAUUGAACCACAAGGACCGAGAGAUGGUGGAGAAGGACAGGCGGAUGUACUCUAUAGAAUCAAGUCUGGGAAUUGAGAGUCCAGUUGAAGUGACAGAUUGCAUCCACUGAUUGAUGUCAUCCUAAACCUGUCAUUACUUCGUCAGUCUGAAUGGGAUGUUAAUUGUAUGAUGUUAACAACAUGGAAUCAACAGCUGUUGAUAAGGGUACUCCACAGUCAAUGACCUGUAACUGACAUCACUGAAAAUAUUAUCAUAAAUUAUAUAUCAAUAGAAAUAUCACUUCUAGAUGUUCUAUGAAAAUGGAAUUAUUUUUUUAUUUCUUUUAAGUCCUUUUUAAGUAUUUAAAUUAACCUGAAAAGGGAUUGUAAUGAAAUUAGAUCCAGAUUAAAAUAAGUCUGGUGAAAUAAAAGAACUGUGGGGGGGUGUUUCAACACAGAGUUGCCUCCCUUCCCAUACUGAUCCACUUUGAAAUCAGUCUAUGGAUUCAGUUGCAUAAAAUAAGAUUAUUGUGGCAUAUUUCCAAUCAGUGUUAGACUGGAAGCAAGGAUGAACUAUGAAACAAAACAGACAGCAUGUCUUGAUGACAUCACAUCAACAUGACGUCGUAGCGGGAACGAUGUCAUGUUGAUAUGAUGACAUCAUUUCUGCAACAAUUGAUAGGCAGAACCCAAUGAUGUCAUGUCAGCAUGAUGUCGUAGCGGGAACGAUGUCAUGUUGAUGUGAUGACAUCAUUUCUGCACCAAUUGAUGGGCAGAACCCAAUGAUGUCAUGUCAGCAUGAUGUCGUAGCGGGAACGAUGUCAUGUUGAUAUGAUGACAUCAUUUCUGCAACAAUUGAUGGGCAGAACCCCAUGAUGUCAUGUCAGCAUGACGUCAAAGCGGGCAUGACGCCAUGUGUACAUGACAUCCUGGGAAUGACAUCAUGAGACAAGUCAUGAUAGAUCUUUGUCCUGAAUCUCAUGAAUAUAGAACAAGCUGUCAUACAGAGUUGUGUCCCUUAGAUGGGCCAGGAUCUGCUGUUCUGAGUCCAAUUAAGGUUCAAACAGAUUGUAACGGUCAGUGCACUACAAUUUGUUACACAGAGUUGUGUCCCUUGCAUAUGCCAGGAAGUGCUGAUCUGAGUACGAAAACAAAGUUGUCACAAAGUAAAAAGAUGGAUCAUCAAUAUUUGAGAUCUUUAGAACCCUUUAAUAUCAAACUUUGAUGGCCAUAUUUUGUCUCUUGUGUUCUGGUUUUACAAACAUAAAGUACAUAUAUGGACAAUAUUUUCAGACAUUUGUUUCAUAUUACGUAUUCAUGUGAUGUAACAUUUCAAAUAGUCAUUAGUUUGAUAUUCUUAAUCUGUGAUAUUAGACUGCAAAAAGAGUUCAGAUAUAAGCUAGAAUUGCUUUGUGUGUUUAUUCAGUUGCAAAAAUAGUUUUAAGCUCAAGAGUUUAGUCCACAAAUAAAAUGACUACAAAGAGCCUGUCGCUUACAGUAGAUGACACGCCAAUACUGCUCCACUGCAGAAAAUCUCUCUCAUGGCAUCAAAUAAUAUUAUCUCUUUGUGUUUUAUUUUCAUUUAAUAAUUGUUAUAGAUCUGAGGUAAACAUCUCAAGUGCAUUCUAGGUAACAAGUGCCUUUAUAAUAUAGUGUAUAAAUUGUACAAUAACUUGACCAUGUUAUAGUAUGUAUACCGUUAAUUUAUUCGUUGUAAUUAUGGUGAUUAGUUACUAUAUUCGUAUGUAGUACAUAGUGAGAGUUGUAAAUAGAAUAUACUUUAUUUGUUACUUUUAAUUUCAGCUUUUUCCCCUGUACAGCAAUUCCUUUUUAACAAUAUUUCUAUGAAUAUUUAUUCUAAUAUUACUGUUUCAAUUUUGAGACACAAUCUAACAUUUAUUGAAACAUUUUCAUGUGAAAUGAUGCAAUAAAAUAAGUUCAAUAUUCUUCAAAUUUAAUUAUUUCUACUUACUAUUUAAAUUCAGGAGUGUUUAAUUAUCAUUCCUGAAACAAGAGGGACAGAGGAAUCUUAUGUCUGAAUGACAUUUUUAGAUUAUUAUUUUUUGAAUUUCGUAGCAAACAAGUGUGUGGAAUAGAAAAUAGGACCCUGAGAAGUCAACUUAGAUGCUUUUAUUCUACAGCAAUAUCUAUUUUACUCAUAAAAGCAUGGUUUUAUUAAAAUGCUAUCCAUUGCACAUUAAUUAAAAAAUUAUGCACAAUAUAAUAUUGAUUUUAUAUUUAAUGACAUGGGCUGUAAGUAAUUGUUAUGCAGCAAUAAUUGGCCAUAUUGCCACAUAUUAUUCGACACUGAUUCAAUCUUGAUUGUGUCCUCAAGUUGGUCCAUGGAAGCACAUGUACCAUGUACCAUGUACCAUGUACCAUGAAUGUCCUUUCCACUGGUUUGUGGAAAGUCUGUCGCUUGGUAGCAAAGAUCUCAACAUUUAACCAGUGCAUGUAGAUAGGACGAGAAAAUAUAUCUAUCUAUCUAUUGAAGAACAUGUUUCUAUUGUUAUAGGAUAAGGAAUAAACAAGAUGAAAUAAA
Molecule: messenger RNA, 6925 nt
Organism: Haliotis rufescens (red abalone)
Lineage: Eukaryota; Metazoa; Mollusca; Gastropoda; Lepetellida; Haliotidae
Product: forkhead-associated domain-containing protein 1-like
Exons: 28
Coding region: 279-4514 (1411 amino acids)
Molecular function (GO): protein binding
Source: RefSeq, a predicted model, not a curated record